AUGGCCCUGGUGCCCUACGAUGAUGCUUCCGUGAUGGGGUUGCAGAAAUUCCAUAAGCCUGUCACCACCUUCUCCUUUGCAAGCCACACCAUCCAGAUCCGACAGGACUGGAGGCAGCUGGGAGUCGCUGCGGUGGUUUGGGAUGCGGCCAUUGUUCUCUCCACAUACCUGGAGAUGGGAGGAGUGGAGCUCAAGGGCUGUUCAGCUGUGGAGCUGGGCGCUGGCACAGGGCUAGUGGGCAUAGUGGCUGCGCUGCUGGGUGCUCAUGUGACUAUCACGGAUCGAAAAGUAGCACUAGAAUUCCUUAAAUCAAAUGUUGAAGCCAACCUACCUCCCCAUAUCCAACCCAGAGCCGUUGUUAAGGAACUGACUUGGGGACAGAACCUGGGCAGUUUUUCACCUGGAGAAUUUGACCUGAUACUUGGAGCUGAUAUCAUAUAUUUAGAAGAAACAUUCACAGAUCUUCUUCACACUCUAGGAUAUCUCUGUGGUGACCGUGCUGUGAUUCUGCUAGCUUGCCGAAUUCGUUAUGAACGGGAUAACAACUUCUUAGCAAUGCUGGAGAGACAGUUUACUGUGAUUGAGGUUCACUAUGAUCCUGGGAAAGAUGUCCGUAUUUACAAAGCCCAAAGACGCAAUGAGAGAGAGGACCUAUAGUUAGCUAUAAU
Messenger RNA from Elephantulus edwardii (Cape elephant shrew), 668 nucleotides. RefSeq names its product methyltransferase like 21A (gene METTL21A). Gene Ontology annotation, molecular function: protein-lysine N-methyltransferase activity. Lineage: Eukaryota; Metazoa; Chordata; Mammalia; Macroscelidea; Macroscelididae. Gene Ontology annotation, biological process: peptidyl-lysine methylation. The coding region runs from base 1 to 657 and encodes 218 amino acids. The record is from RefSeq and is a predicted model, not a curated record. The transcript has 3 exons. Gene Ontology annotation, cellular component: cytosol; cytoplasm.